AUGAUUGGAAACUUUAUGUUGACCAAAGAUGAGAUCAUUCGUAUACUUGUUGGUCAAAAAGGAAAAAGAUCGAAUUCUCACAAAAAUGCUGCCUCAGGCGGAGGAGGUACAUUUGUAGUAAGAGGAGACAACAAGCCUUUGAUCAUAGCCGGAGGUGGAGGAGGAGUUGCUAAAAUGACAGAACAACAUUCAGGAUGUGAUGCGUCCAUAAACACAACAGGGAAUGCAGGGUAUAACUCGCCAUUCCUGUCAGGAGGAAUGAACGGAUAUGGAGGACAAACUGAUAAACCGGACUCUGGUAGGUGAAGAAUUUCCUAUUUACAACUGCUGAAUUUUUUUUGCAUCCAUCAGUAUUUCGAACAAAGAGGUGAUACUGGUCGCUCAAAUUUGGAUUUUUCUUAGAAUUACUAAGAGCAAUGAUCUUUUCAGUAGCUAAUGUAAACUUUAAAUCGCUUGAUUGUAGGCGGUGGCGGAGGCGGCUUUUACAGUAAUGGAGAAGACUCAGAGACUUCUGGUGGAGGGGGAAAGGGAGGUAAAGGAUUUCUGGCCGGGGGAGAGGGGGGAGCAUAUCGGGGUGGUUUCGGAGGUGGGGGUGGUUCUCGUUAUAAAGAUGAGAUACCUGGAGGCGGUGGGGGGUACUCCGGGGGAAGUGGAGGUGCGAAUAAAGGUAUUUCCUGUGGGGGAGGGGGAGGUUCUUUCAACAACGGAACAAAUCAGCAAAAUGAAUGUUGUUAUAAUACUGCUGGACAUGGUAAAGUGAUCAUAACAUUUCUUCACUGAAAUGCAUGGCAGCACUUUCCUUAGCGUGUAGUGGUAAUUCUGUUUUGAAGCGCUAAUUGAUAUUGGUUUUUAAACUCAAUUGCUUUUAAUUUUUUUGGGUCAUUAUUUAGAUUUUGUUAUUAAGCCGUGUUACUGUAAGACAAACAGCGCAACUUGUGGUUCUAGAGGCGUUUAUAUUUGAGGUUAGAAUUAAAAUUCACAAACAACAUUUGCUAGAAUAGGUGAGUUUGUGAAUUUUUACUGGACGUACCUUCUCCCCCGGGGAAAGGGAUGGGGUAGGGGGAGGGGACGGGGGAAGGAAUGGGAAGAAUUAAACAUGGCUCGUGCGUUCUGAGUUGUAUGAUGCAUGAAUAUUUAGGUGAAAGAAAACAGUGAACAACAAAUUCUCCCACCUCUUUAAUCAAUCAGAUUCUUACACGUUAAAAACAUACAAUAUUAAGGUGAGGCAAGAUAAUAGUUUGUAAUCUCCAGGGUGAGGACAAUGUUAGCUACAAAUUACUUUGGCCUAUAGAAUAAAGAAGAUACAAAUGCCAGGACUGUUUAGACUUUAAAUAGCGGGCAUGGUGGGAAGUUAGUGAUAAUUGGUCAAAUAAUAACAUAUGGGUAAUGAAGACUAAGUAGUAAUUUUGUAGAGAAACAGUUGUGAAGUCAGCUCUUCAUAUUCUUGUGCAUUUAAUGUCAAUGAAUACAUAUUUAACAAUGUAAAGGUAUGCAGUCAAUAUUUUUUCUCGAUCAGCUCAAAACUAAAAUUUAUUUUCAAUAAUGAUACAGUCAGUGUGACCCGGCUCCUUUAAUUUUUUUGCCCGUUCACCUUCUAAAUGUUGCUGCGCAUGACACUGACUGUAGGCGAUGGCACAUUCAAGUUAACGCAAAACCUUAUUUACUUGUUGUAUUUUUGUUUUUCUUCUUACAUCUGGAAUGUCUUUUCAGGAGGCUCUCGUGCUCUUCGUCACUUAAAGUGGAGUAAAGCGCUGUAAUUUUCACGUAGUUGGAAAGAAUGAUUCUGCUUAAUAAUAGUUAGAAAUAUAUUGAGAACAUUCUUUGCUGGUGGAUGGACUAAAAGCUCCCAAUAAUUGUCGGUCUAUAGUGUAGAUUUAGUAACCUCUAGUGAAACUCAAUAAAUUGAUAUCUGGCUGUCAGUAUUUUCAUGUUUGUUAGUUGAACCUAAAUUAUAAAGUCACAUCAACUGAGUGCAAGGUAAAUUUGUGAAAGAACGAAAAAAGUAUCUAUGUAUCUUACAGGAAAUUUCGUGUAUCCCUCAACUUUACUCAUCGUUUUUACUCGUCUUUGAUGUCUUUCUUCGCAGCACACGAAAACCAGCCUUGACCAGGUCCUUGCAGGGUAAUCGAAAAUGGUAUGAUGCAUGGAUAUUUAGGUGAUGGAAAACAGUCAACAACAAAUUAUUUUCUAUGACAGCCUUGUAUAGCGGGAGAUUCCUGACGACGGCUAUAAAAAGCGUUGCGAAUUGUUUGAGGCCUUCCAACGCAGUUUCUGAUUAGACUUCGUGUCGGUUGGACAUUAUAACAGGGUAAUUUGGUAUUAACAAGUGAGUUGAUAACGUGAAUUGGCCACCGUAAAAAGUUUAAAAGUUGACGUCUUGAGCGUUAGCCCUUCGUCAGAGCGAAUGGAGGAAUUGUGGGUUGUGUGUAUUUUUAUAUGCAGAAAAUUGAGCUACUCUAUUGGUGGGAAUAUGGUGACGAGAAAACAAAAAUAAAUUAGUUGAACGAAAGGCGCUCGUUGAUACCGAGGGAAUUUAGAGUUUUGCGGCUUUCCGAAUUGCCUAGAUGGACGGAAAGGCCGCAUACUGUCAUAUGGUGCUCAGAAUGAUUAGGGAGAUUUAAUUAAGUUACUUUUUCAAAUGUAUUGAAAUGAAUGCGAUUUAUUUCGUCGUUUUGAAGCUUAGUUUUUAAAAAACCAGCAAUUGCAAAACCUCUUUUAAUCAGCGCUUGUAUUGAUCAUUUCCACGCGGUUUCCUAUUCCGGUUACAGGCCCCCUCGGACAUAAGCCCCUCCGUUUCUAAGCCCUUUUAAAACCCCUAAAGAAGUUGUACAGCCCCAGGGUUUAUAACCAGUAGUUUACGGUAGAAGGCAAUUAACUUCCUGAUUUAUUCAGACAGAACGCCAUUGAUACCCGUUCAGUAUAAUCAAGUUUCACCAACCAACCAGGUCCUAGAGGAACUAAUGCAGCCAUGACAACUACUAACAACCACAUAGAUAAACAAAGAAGGCGCCCAAUUUGAACGCAGAUUAAAAUUCAGCUUUCUUAGUUGCCUGAUUUUGUCCUUAAAAGUGUAAAACUUACAGUAGCUAUUUUGAUUAUCUUUAUUGAGAUAACUAAGCCUUGAAAUAUUCGCACAAGUUUCUCGGCUUCCACUGGAAUUAAAUAUAAUAUAUCAUUUCAUUUAAUAUAUACCUGGACUGGCACAGGACAACUUACGAAUUUCUCAAGAAGUUCAUGCGUCUUUGAAGUUAUUUUGUAACACAGAUUUUGGAUACAACAAGUUUACAAACGAACAAAUUUUAUGAAACGUGGUUUUUUGGAGUAACCAAAAGCGAAAUUUUACUUCAGAAAUACAAAAAUAAAGUCACUUUCUCUACAAAGAAGUCAUUGAACGUGUACGAGUCUUUUGACAUGUUCGAUUAUACGAUUAUAUUUUCGUUUUUGUUUAAAGUUGAGAGUCAACUAAAAUACCACGACUUGGAGAUAAAUGAAAAAUUUACAAAGCAGUGAUGAAAUCGUCUUAUUCGUCAAAACGAGACAAAAUAUGCUGUUUUCUCAAAACCUACUGGAAAAUUAAAAAGGAAAAAAAACGAAACCGCAGUGGCAGUCCGGCUUUCUGUACAAUUUGGCUCUUGAGUUGAUGUAAAGGUUGGUUCACAAAAUCUGCAUAGAGGACUUAAUUCGUAUGUUCUAGAAAGUUAGUCGAACUAAGGCAUGAGUUAUCUAUGAUCCACCGCUGAAACGAUGUUCUAUCGGAAAUUUAUUAAACAAAUUUUACUCAGUCUUGGUUCAUCAGAAAGAAGAAUGUUGACUUUCGGUUCUACAAGUAACAUGAGACAUUUUUUUAGUUAAAAAAUAUUGCUUUUAAGCUCUUAGAUUCUUUUGGAUGACAUAUGACUACAUUUAAAAUUUUAACAUUUGUUGUUCCUGUUACACUCAAGUUGGCAAUCUGUAGCGCGCGUAAUACUCGAAUUAAUUGUAGGUCUCGCGCGACAUCCCCGCGACAUCCCCGCGACAAAAUGACACGUUUAGUAGAGGAAAUAACGACCCUCGUGAGGCUUCGGUACAUACAAAUAGGUAAAUGGGUAUAAAGAGAGGACCUACAAAUGAUCUUUCUUCUAUUCAGGGAAUCUUUUGAGCAAUGUUGCGUCACGUAAUAGAGCGCAAUUUUAUUUUAUCUCAUAUGGAUAUAAAUAUCAUUUUAUCUCUUAUCAUUGCACGUUGUUCUUCGUCAUUUCUCUCCUUCGCUUUAUGAUUAUGAUGGGUUCACAAAGCUUAAUUUUCAAGCAAUAUCAAUCGAAAUAUAAAGAUCUAAUCUAAGAAGGCAAAUGGAAAUCAAUCCCUCAUGACAAAGGAAUAUCUUAAAGCGUAUCCCCUUCCCUCCCCACCCCCCUUGGGCUCUUGAGCCCUCGUGUAACGAUGUCUAUUAUCUUUGAGAACAAAACAAAAAGGAAGUAAAAAGAAUUGUGACAAUCAAGAACAGUUUAUUUGACCAGAUCAUUAACAAUGUUUUUCUUUCCUUGGAAGCUUUUAUCUUAUUACUUCUUCUCUCUCUUUCAUUAGUCUCCACAAUGAUAAUGAAUCCAUUUACACUGCAUCAAGAAAAGUCAACAUAAACGUGGUACUUUUGUUAUAAAAACUUGCAAGAAAUUCGAUAAAACCCAAGAUAUAAAACUAUAAAAAAAUUGACAUGUCACCAUCGCCGUGCAGAGCAAACAUAUUUUAGGGCAUCCUGAAUCUAUGAAAAAUAAUUCAACACUCGCAUGAUUUUUGUCUUUUAAAUGACAAAAAGAAAAAAAAGAACUUGCUAAAUUUGAGAGUAAUUCAUCAAAAUAUGAGUCACUACGUUACUGAAUUGCAAGAAAGAAAAUAACCUCUUGUAAUGCAGAAGUUUAGGUGCGGCAAAUGUUUCGUUGAAAAUCAAUCUGACUAAGGUAGUGUAAUUUAACCAUCAAUAAUAUUGGUAGAGAUCUUCAUAAAAGUGAGAAAUUUGUACUGUGGACCGUAAGGUAGGGGGACCGCUUCUCCUGGAUCAGUAAUCUCGUUUCCUUGUUAGUCACAGCAGUUUGUCCGAGCUUUUGGGACCACAAUCUACCUGGGGGGUGGAGGGCGUAAGGUAAGUCAAACACGUACGAACUUGUACGAAUGACACUUGAUUACAUGAAAAAUUAGCUUCACCUCACAGUCAAAGAAUAAGAAAUAAAUCUAAGAAUAAAAAACAAACUAUCCGUUAGCCGCCAACCCCAAAAUUUCGGAACAUCAACUUGUUGUGGUAAAACGGAAGUCUUUAUUUUACGCUCAAGUGUGGGCGAACAAGGAAUACGCGUAAACAGUUGGUGAAGUGCGGUGGCCCACAACUGUCACGGCAAAAGAAAUAACCUCGCGGCAAAAGAAAUAACAAUGUCCUCACGGCAUAAAAGAGGGCGUGGGGUCCGGGACGAGCUGUCGAGGUGCACCAUGGGAUAAGAAAAUGCAGUAAAGGGGUCAGCGGCUGAUCAUCACUUCCCGCCAUUUCUCUCGCCGUGAGUCUCUUUCUUUUGCCCCGAGGUUCUUUUGCCGUGACAGUUGGGAGCCACCUUAGUAAAGAGUAUUAUUAACUUCCUCAUACGUCGCGCUCAUACAGAUAUAAUUAAGCUAGAAUAAAACAACACAUGAAGGACAUCUUCCUCUAUUUUUAUUAAAAUUACAGGCCAUUGACAUGCAUUAAGUAUAAUUGAGUUUUACCAAUCAACUGGUUCGCAGGGAAACUAAUUCAGUUUUGAACCUCAUAAUCAGACAUAGGAUGUGAUGUAUUUGAACCAAAAUAAAACUGCAGCUGUCUCAUUUCGCUAAAUGUUUAUCUUAAGGAGGAAAAACUCACUCUAGCUGUUCGCUUGAAUUAUAACGGGUGUUUUUUUCUGAGAACAUGCUGUCUGUUUUCUACUGUUUCGUUCUCACCGUUUUGGCUUCCCUAAUACCAGAAGUACGAGGUAAGAUUUUGCUAUACCCAAUUCACACCAAUGCUUAAACAUGUUUUAAAGCUGUUUUGUUAAACAUGGUUGGAAAUUGUCUUCUUAGCAGCUGCUUAAACCGAUGUUUUUCAACUUCAAAUUUAGCAGAGUUAAAAUAUAAAUAAAGUGACUUGAAACCUAUAGAAAAUUCAGUUAUUCACAUAUCUGUUUUAAUUCAACCCGGUUGAUGUUGUGAAUGGGGUAUUAUUUGUUGUCAAAGAACUAUUUCAAAGUUUUCUUUAUCAUCAUAUGAUUUUUUUGUUAUCUUUAUCUACAUAACUAAGCCUUGAAAUAUUGACAUAAGCAUCUCCUACUAGUACUAAAGACAAUAACAAUUUUAUUCAUCUACAUACCCGGAGUGGCAUGAGACAACCAAAUAUUUUAAAGAAAGUUUCAUUUCGUGUUGCAAUACUUUUUAAAAAUUACAAAAUUGAAAGAAAUAAAAUUUUAGGGAACAUGGUUUCUGGGCUGAGCCAAAAGGGAAGGUUUAUUUUGAAUAAACAGUCACUGUCUCUGCAAUGAUGUCCGUGAACCGCGUUUAAUUUUCGACUUUUUGAUCCUACACGAUGGAUAAAAUGACUACUGGCAGACCUGUUUGGCUGUUUGGCUUCAAAGUUCAUAUAAAGGCUGGUUCCAUUUUUCAUAAAACGUAAGUCGAGGGGUUCAUGUACUCCAGUGCGCGGGCAGAGGAAAGGAUUAAGUUAUUACCGAUCCACCGCAGAAAGAAAGUUUAAAAUUAGCUUGCGGAAUAAUUUCACUUCACCCAACCAAAACAGGUGAUUUCGACAGAAAAAUCUGCUAAAUAAACUUUACGCGGUCUUGCGUGAUCGUAACGGAGACUGAUGGCAGUGAUCGAGUCAUUGAACUCCUUAAGAUAUUUUAGGUUCAAAAAUAUACUUUCAGCCUUUAUAGUGCACGAUCCAGUGCGAAUGUGCGAUCAUGAAGAUUCCCCGCAUGAAAAUUCCCCACAUUUACUUUAACGAUCUGACCACUACUGUUUUUCUCUUUUGGUUGAUUGAAUUUAUUAAGGAGCGAAAACUUGAAGAGGCACCCAAAGGAAAGUUGUUUGCAACUAGUUAGAAGCUUUUUGAAAUGGUAAAAUUACUAAAAACAAGCUGGGCGAUAUUUAUUUUCCUUUUCUUUCAUAACAUUACCAGAAAUUCGAGUAAUGGAUCAUAUUUUAAGCCGAACAGCUUUUAUAAUUAAAUGUUGCGGAGCACUGUACGGCGUUUAAAAAAAUUCUUAAAUACUUAAGCUUUGCGGGAAGAUAAUCAUCUUCCCAUGCUCUUAGAAGUUAGAAAACAAUCACUAAAACGGUUUUAGUUUUGAGAUUUUCGAAAAUAAAAUGUCAGACAAAUUUUCAUAGCCAAAAAAACCUCAAAACAGACUCAUUGACCUAUUGUUUAUCAGAGCAAAGUAGUACGUGUGGUGUCCCCCAAGUCUCUAUUUCAGGUCCUUUGUUAUAUACUAUAUAUAUGAUCUUCCUUAUGCAUCUAAAUUAAUACAGCCUCUGCUUUUUGAUGAUGACACCAGCACCUUUUAUUCUCACUCAGAUCCCGAUUAUUUAGAGUCCGUUCUCAAUGAUGAAGUGUGAAAUCUUGACAUUUGGAUGAAAUGCAAUAAGCUUUCAGCAGAUUUUAAGAAAACAGGUUACAUUGUUUUUAAAUUGAGGCAGAAGAAACUUGGUAAAUCUUUUUCCCUAUCCUUUGGAAAUCAGACAUUGAAACAAGUAAAUAAACAAAACUCUUAGGUGUUUAUAUUGAUGAGCAUUUAACAAGGAAACCUCACAUAAGCUUCGUAGCUAAACAAAUCCCUAGUCAGCCGGCUGAGCAGAUUAAGAUGGAGCACUUUGUGUCGAUUCGGUUCUAAGUUUUCUGAGUGUGAGAAGAAAAACAGUGAAGACAAUGGCCGUUUUUAACUCGUGAAUUGCGUGCAUGCGCAAGAGCGAGUUAUAGAUACCAUGUGGGGAAUGGCAUUCGCUCGCUCGCUCGAUUGGUCGAUUCCUGUAAACUUUUUUUAGAUUUUAGGCUUUUGAGUGCAUUUGAUAGUUUUUAGCGAACAGUAAACAGAAGAAAUGGCGACCUUUGUUGUUAAGAAUAGUGGUGGGGUGAAAAAGAAGCCAAUGAUAAUCUUAAAAGAGUUUUUUUUUUCGUUUUAGUUUCAACGAGCGGCGCCAGCGACUGGCAGGCAUGCAAGGAUUCACACUGAAAUAACAGAACAACCUUCGUUUUUCAUAAAAUUGUAAUUUACAAUCCUUGAACUCGAAAACAAUCCGAAGAUUCAUUGAAAAUAUUACUUACUGCGAAGCACUCGGAGUUUACAGAUGUUCAAAAGCUUUUUCUGUUAUGGCGUGAGAUUGAGGACAAAAUUGAUCAUUACGUUUCGUCGCGUGUGUUUUUCCUGUGUGAAGCAACAGAAGAUGCCGGCGACUGACGAAAUUACAAGUUAACACGAAAAUCAGAUAACACCUAAACAAACAAUUUUAGCUACCGAUUUUCAGUAAAUUUUUAAAGAACAAUUUUCUUUUAAGUUUCAAGACAAUUUGAAGAUUCAACAUACAUACAACGUACUAAAAUGCGAAAGUUACACACCACAAAAUUGAUAAAUAGGCCUGAAAUGAAAUUCUAUCUUGUUAUUGAUUAUACGUUGCCUAGCACGUGACUUAAAUCUACCCAGGCGGAGAUCCAAAAUGACGGUGGCAGGCUUGGCUUAGUUAUAUCACUCAAAACUCGUUCCAGUUUGUCUGAUUUGAUAAAGAGGGAAUCGUUAAUGUUUUCAUUAAGACAGUAUUGCCUUGAUUUUCUAAUAUUUACAAUGAAAGACAGUAAAUUUCACUUUUCACCCACAUUUACUUCCAACCUUUUCUUUUGAACCAGAAACAAAAAUGAUAGACGUUUAAAACACAUGACAUCAUCCACCUUGUCAAAUGUAAUAGCAUGAUCAUUUCAAUUGUAAUGCCUUCUUAUCCCAACGUUACUUUGUUUCUUUGCUACAUUAGCGAAUACUGAACUACUGCUCGUACUCUAGAUAUGACAAUCAACCACCAAAUUUCCUAAACCAGAUAACAUUAAACAUCAUGUGUCAAAAUCAUGUGUCAAUUCACGAGUUUGCUCACAGAGCACUUUGAUUAUACUAGAUGACGCGUUACCCGUCCAGUCGGAUAAUGCGUCUCUCAAGUUAUUCGUCUGGUGUAAAGACGGGACGAACAACAUAACGAGCAACAAGAGACGAAUAAUGAGAGUUUUUUUGGCGGUAAGUUUCAAGAUGGCGGCCCUGCUGGAGCUUGUAAAAUUGUUUUCCUGUAAAAGAAAAGCUGAAGAAGAGUUUUUAAGUUGCCAAUAUAAAAUGAACGAAGAAAUGUGUUCUUCUUUGAAUUCUUCGAUCGACAUACUUUCCUCAAGAAUUUUCUUUAUCUCCUCGAAAACAGUUUUGUUUGUAGUCUUCUUCAACGCAAGUGUGUCCAGUUUGUAACCAAAGUCGUUUUCCUCGUCUGGCAGGACGAAGGCAAAGUACUUCAGCUCUCUUUCUGUCCAUGAACGACUUCGCUGUUUCGUACCUGCAUCAGCUGCAGCCGCCAUGUUGUUAUGUUUGGCGUUUAACCGCCAGCGUUUUUGUAACACGGUCUCAUUAAUUUUUAGCUUUGGCUUUGGCAAUCGAUCAAAAUAGAUGAGAUCAUCAAGAGGGAGAUAAAAACUGCAUCGAUCAGUCGGGAGAUACGUUAUAAACAUUCGACUGGUUUCAAUAGAAUAAUCGCAAAGCCAAAAGCCAAAGCAAUAAUUCAGAAGAAAUAGUGCUUUGCAGUUCGAGUUUAAGAGAGGUUCUCAAUACUGCAUAGCAACUUUCCAACUUUACAUAAUUGUUUCCAGGUAGCUGCCGCAGUUUAUUGUUUACUACUUUUCCUAAACCUGGCUUCCGGUUGGAGAAUCACACGCUUCGAACUAUUGAAGUUGUUAACGAGGAUCUCUGCAGAUUCCAAUGCUACCUGGAACCUAACUGCGUCAGUUAUAACUUCUGUGAGAUAAAACAGUUGUCUGGAAAACAUGAGUGUGAUCUGAAUAACGCGACUAUUGAACAUGAUGAAGACCUGGUGAAAAACGAAAGUUACAUUUACCGCGGAGCAGAGGUGAGGAUGAAUUCUAUGAGGGAAAAGUAAUACUCUUUGUCCGAGAAAGCUCUGAUACGAAAUCAAGGGAUAUCCCCACCUCUCCUACUAAUUUAAAUAACCCUCUUGCACCGGGAAUAAAUGUAACGCGAACAUCCACGUAUAUCACCAACAACCUUGCGUGGAAAGAGCGCAACAAAAGCACUCGCGAACAACAAAUUAAGAGUACACUCGAGGACCACGAAUGUGGACGGGUGGAAUCAAGAAACCUCAAAACCUAGCCCAAAAAAACAUAGCAAAAACACCAUACAAAAACAUACAUGAGACAUACGCACACUAUUGCAAGUGCGGACGACAAACACACGGGAAGGAUUUGUUAGCCUGCCAAAGCAUCAUUUUAAAUUUCUCUAUUCCUUUCCUUCCUAAGAAUGCUUGUAAGAAAAAUCCUUGUAAGAAUAACGCAACAUGCCAAGCUGGGUUUACAGACAGAAACUAUCAGUGUUUGUGCGUUGAUGGAUCUGGAUUUAAAGGCCAUAACUGUAAUGAGGGUAAGGAAUCUUAUACUUUAUCAGUAUAG
Messenger RNA from Pocillopora meandrina, 10669 nucleotides. NCBI's taxonomy places the organism in Eukaryota, Metazoa, Cnidaria, Anthozoa, Scleractinia, Pocilloporidae. The record is from the annotation of a GenBank genome assembly.